This is a messenger RNA of Thamnophis sirtalis, 3719 nucleotides long. RefSeq names its product leucine rich repeat containing 4C (gene LRRC4C). Gene Ontology annotation, molecular function: cell-cell adhesion mediator activity. The record is from RefSeq and is a predicted model, not a curated record. NCBI's taxonomy places the organism in Eukaryota, Metazoa, Chordata, Lepidosauria, Squamata, Natricidae. Gene Ontology annotation, cellular component: glutamatergic synapse; postsynaptic density membrane; plasma membrane. Gene Ontology annotation, biological process: regulation of axonogenesis; modulation of chemical synaptic transmission; synaptic membrane adhesion.
AUGUAAGAGGCUGCGCGCCCGGCUGGUGAGAAGAGGGAAUCGGAGCGCCGAGAUCAUGGGAACCCCCGAUCUGUGGUGGAAGCACAUGGAUCGGAGAAUCGAACAGGCGGCAAAGAAAAAAGGACGCCAAGGGUCUUCCCUGACUCCCGCUGGAUCUUAGCAGACAGACCCCAAAGAAGAGAAAUCGCCUUAAACGGACGGAUCGUGGGGUCGUUGCAGAGGCUGGGGGAGAAGGGGAAACAGUCGGCAAAAUCUUUCCUUCGGGUAUUCAAAGGAGUUAAGUACUGGAGAGGCAAAGGAUGCAAGACCUCACCACAAGAUCCGGGCAUGAAUGAAAAGUUUCCCAACGAAGAAAGACUCUUUUCGUCGAACUGGUUGUUUUCGGUUUGGGUUUUCCCUUCCUCAUUUUUCCCCCCUGAAGCCUAUCCCGUCCGUUUGUGCCCCGAUGAAGAAAGAAGUUGAUCCCGGCAGGGACAUUUGAAAACAGCCACGUCCUAAGAGUGACGGCCGGGGAGGGAGCGAGAAAGACAGGAAAGAGAAGUAUCAUGUAAAGGAAGCUGGAAAAGGAAAGGGGAAAAAAAAUCCCAGCAGGCUUGGAGCUCUUUUGGACCGAACUAGAUGGAAAAUUGCAGAUGGAUAUUUAAUUUCCUAUCCUUUUUUCCUCCCAUCAAAUUGGAUCUGUUGCCGAGAUGAUGUAGUUUUGCCCUUGGUGGUGCUGGUGCCUGGUUUUUGUUUUUUGUUUUUUUGGUUUAUUUAUUUUUUCUUUUCAAACACCCACCUCCCAUCUUUUCUUCUUCGGAAUUCCAUUCUGGAUAUCCUUCUUUUGCUCCUGGGUGAUUUUCAAAUACAGUUAAGACUAUGAAGAAAGACUGGCACUUUGACACAAGUGGGUUGGCUUCAAUCUUGCUAUCCCCCAAAAAGAAGUCUUGUGUGUGUGGGACUCAAGCAAGUAGAAUUACUUCUAGAGUACCUUCCUAACAGGCCAGGAAUUAAGAAGGGUAGAAGAUGGACUAAGUAUUCUGACUAUUGGAACUCCUGAAGGACCAACUCCAAAUAAAUUAUGAAUGUUGAACAAGAUGAGCUUACAUCCACAGCAGAUAAUGAUAGGUCCUAGGUUUAACAGGGCCCUAUUUGACCCCUUGCUUGUGGUGCUACUGGCUCUUCAACUUCUUGUGGUUGCUGGUUUGGUCAGAGCUCAGACUUGCCCUUCUGUCUGCUCCUGUAGCAAUCAGUUUAGCAAAGUAAUUUGUGUGAGAAAGAAUCUGAGAGAAGUCCCUGAUGCUAUAUCUACUAACACUCGGUUAUUGAAUCUCCAUGAGAACCAAAUUCAAAUAAUCAAAGUGAAUAGCUUCAAACACCUGAGGCAUCUAGAAGUCUUGCAACUGAGCAGGAAUCACAUUAGAACAAUUGAAAUUGGGGCCUUCAAUGGUCUGGCUAAUCUCAAUACCCUGGAACUCUUUGACAAUCGUCUUAGCACCAUUCCUAAUGGGGCAUUUGUGUACUUGUCAAAAUUGAAGGAACUUUGGUUGCGAAACAACCCCAUUGAAAGUAUUCCUUCUUAUGCUUUUAAUAGAAUCCCUUCCCUGAGGAGGUUAGAUCUGGGGGAAUUAAAAAGGCUUUCAUAUAUCUCUGAAGGUGCCUUUGAAGGUCUAUCCAAUUUGAGGUAUUUGAACCUUGCUAUGUGCAACCUUCGAGAAAUUCCUAACCUCACACCACUUGUAAAACUGGAUGAGCUAGAUCUUUCUGGGAACCACUUAACUGUUAUCAAGCCAGGGUCUUUUCAAGGAUUAAUGCAUCUGCAGAAAUUGUGGCUGAUCCAAUCCCAGAUUCAGGUGAUUGAAAGGAAUGCCUUUGAUAACCUUCAGUCACUAGUAGAGAUCAAUCUGGCCCACAACAAUCUAACACUACUGCCUCAUGACCUCUUCACACCUCUCCAUCUGGAAAGAAUCCACCUGCAUCAUAACCCUUGGAACUGCAACUGCGACAUCCUAUGGCUCAGCUGGUGGAUUAAAGACAAAGCACCCUCCAACACUGCAUGCUGUGCCCGUUGCAACACACCUCCCAGCUUGAAAGGAAGAUACAUUGGUGAGUUGGACCUAAACUACUUCACAUGCUAUGCUCCUGUGAUUGUGGAGCCACCAACAGACCUCAAUGUCACUGAAGGCAUGGCUGCUGAGCUUAAAUGCCGAGCAUCAACAUCCCUGACCUCUAUAUCUUGGAUUACUCCAAAUGGAUCUGUUAUAACACAUGGGGCUUAUAGGGUUCGGAUUUCUGUGCUCAGUGAUGGCACAUUAAACUUUACAAGGGUAACCGCGCAAGACACAGGCUUGUAUACAUGCUUGGUGAGUAACUCUGUGGGGAAUACAACAGCUUCUGCAAUUCUUAAUGUAACCGCACAGGAGUGUAUUACUUAUUUUUCAACCAUCACAGUAGAAACUGUGGAACCUUCUCAGGAUGAGGCACGGACCACAGAACAGGUUUGGCCCACACCAGUUAUUGAUUGGGACACCACUAAUGCGACAACCUCUCUCACACCACAGAGCACAAGGUCAAUGGAAAAAGCAUUCACAAUUCCUGUGACAGAUUUCAGCAACGGGAUCCCGGGAAUAGAUGAGGUUAUGAAGACUACCAAAAUCAUAAUUGGUUGUUUUGUGGCAAUCACUCUUAUGGCUGCUGUGAUGUUGGUCAUUUUUUACAAAAUGAGAAAACAACAUCACCGGCAAAAUCAUCAUGCUCCAACACGGACUGUAGAAAUCAUUAAUGUGGAUGAUGAACUUACAGGUGAUACACCCAUAGAAAGUCAUUUGCCCAUGCCAGCAAUAGAGCAUGAGCACUUAAACCACUAUAACUCUUAUAAAUCUCCUUUCAACCACACAACAACAGUUAACACAAUAAAUUCCAUACACAGUUCAGUGCAUGAACCAUUAUUGAUCCGAAUGAACUCUAAAGACAAUGUACAAGAGACUCAGAUCUAAACCAUUUACAGAUUUAAAGGGGGAAUUUAAAACAAAAAAAGACAGUUUAUUAAAAAAAAAUGACACAGAUGACUGGGCUAAAUCUACUGUUUCAAAAAAAGUGUCUUUACAAAAAAAGAAAUUUAUUUAUUAAAAAUUCUAUUGUGAGCGAAAGCAGACAAAAUUAUGUGUAUUCCUCAGAACCUCUUUUUGCUGCAUUUAUUUACCCUACUCUACUGAUUUCCCUUUCCUUUCUUCUCUCCCAUACCUUCCCUUCUAUCCCAUUUGCCAUAUUUUUCAUAGAACAACUUGAUUCUCUAAAGAACUGGUCUAGGAAUUUUUGUAAGAAUUCUGUUAAUGCUUUGGGGAUUUUUAUGGUGAAUUCUAGUGGUGAGAUUCAGUCUAUUUUGUCUUUUUUCAUUUCACUUUCUUCUCAUGCCCUUUUUGAAAUGGUUCAGAGGGGGAACGUUAGCAGUAGAUUCACAAGAACAAUCAAGGAACAGAAACAAACAAAACAAAAUAUUUUAUUUUUCUUUUAUUUUUUCACAUUUCUGUAUUUCCUGAAGGGACAAUUCUGUGGAAGGGGGAAAAAUCCAAGAAAUUAAUUUUCAUGUGAGCAUCUAUAAAACCCAUGAUCUUUUAAACAACUCUAGAACCAGGAUUUGUAGUUCAAACACUAAAAUAAGAUUAUAAAUAAAAUAUUGUUGGUUUUUUUCUGUACUCAUUUUUAGUGUGAUGUUAAAAUGUCAAAAAAUUGUUCCACAU